UUUCUUUCCUUAGUAACUUUGCUGUGGUUGACACUGGAAAUCUUGUUGCGUUAGUGUUUGCACAGUGGUUCCUUCCUUCACUCACAAAUCUAUCACCAUUGAUUAAUUUUCAAAGAUAUAUUGUUGGUAACACUUUAGUUAGUGGCAAAUAAAAUGGCAAUGGUUGAGCCUCAUGAUGUUACAAGUGUAAGGAACAAGCUGAAGACGCUUUGUGCUGUGAAUGGCUGCUCCUACGUCAUUUUGUGGCGCAUUCAUCCUCAAAAUACCCUGAUGCUACGCAUGGAAGAUGUAUAUUGUGAAGAUCAAUUGGGAGAAGAGAUUGUAAACACAGUUCCACAAUUCCAUUCGCUGGGUGAAGGAAUUGUUGGUCAUGCUGCUUUGACCGGCAAGCACAGAUGGGUGGAGUCAGAUGGUCAAAUGUGUGAGGAUGAUUUUGGUUUGCAUCCACAGUUCUUGUCCGGGAUAAAGACAGUUGUGAUGAUAUCUGUUAAAGCCUGGGGAGUGGUACAAUUUGGAUCCAGAAAGAAGAUUUUGGACAGAGUGAAAUUUGUGGAACAAACAGAAAGGUUGUUGAGGGGAAUAGAAGAUGAGGGUUUGGAUCUAUAUCUAGAUUGUGAAAAUUUAUAUGAUUGGAAUCUCAAAUGUGUUGAUAGUGAGAACUCUGAAAUGGUAUUGGGAAAUUCGUGUUCCUAUCCAAGUCUUGAAGAUUCCUUCCCUUCCAUGGAUAUGAUUCUUGUGGAAGAAGGAACGACGCCGAUGCAUGGAUUCUCUUAUCUUUGUGACCAAGCAGUAGAAGCUGAAGCCGUAUUUGAACACCACAUAGGAUGUCCAACGGAUAUCCCGCAUUCUGAUCUAGGCCAUUUGUUAGCCCAUUCAGACCACAGCAUUUAUGGAACAGUGACUUCGUGGGAUGAGUCACUAGGAUUUAAUUCCCCAUCUUUUGGUCUGAUUGGUAUUGAUGAUGUUCCAUUCACAUGUCAAACUGAGCAUAACACUUCAAUUACAGCCAUGCAUUGUUCUGAAGACAGUUUCUUGGGUAGCAUGAGACAAUAUUUGAAAGUGAUCAAAAGAAAGAAAUAUUGUCAAAGUCACAGAAAGGAGUAGGAAGGCCUCAAAAGGUGGUGCAACACAAUAAGGUCACGAGGAAAAGAGCUAGGCCAGGUGAAACAACUCGACCGAGACCCAAAGAUCGUCAGCAGAUUCAAGACCGCAUUGGAGAGUUGAGAGGGAUCAUUCCCAAUGGUGGAAAGUGUAGCAUAGAUUCUUUGUUAGACCGAACCAUCAGAUACAUGAUAUUCUUACAAAGCAUUACCAGGUAUGCAGACAAGCUGCAAGAGCCCAGUGAGCCUAAGCUCAUUGAGAAGGCAAAAGACAGAAGUGGUGGUGUGCCCAAUUAUUGUGGAGGAUAUGAACCCACCUGGCCAAAUGCUUAUAGAGAUGCUUUAUGAAGAUCAGGGCUCCUUCCUUGAGAUAGUGGACACCAUUGGUGGCUUUGGAUUUAGUAUCUUGAAGGGAAACAUGGAAAUUAGGGAGACUAAUAAGAUAUGGGCACGCUUUAUAGUUGAGGCCAACCGACAUGUAACAAGGAUAGAUGUGUUUUGGUCCCUCAUCAGACUUCUUCCGCAGAAAAAACACGUCUGGAACGGAUUCACCAAACAGGCAUUGUAAUAUUAAUGAUGUUGCCUUUUCUUCAAUGGACAAAUAUGAACAACAGAUAUGCCAGUAUAACUCAUGUACAUGACAAAGAUAUUUGGAUGAUUAGUUAGUGAUGAGAAAUUAGAGGGAUGAGCAUGAAAUAGAUUUUAGAUAUAGGAAUAUAAGAUACACUUGCCAAAAUAUGACACGGUUAUCUUUAAGCUCAUGUUAUGGGUGGUGAAAUGUGAGUAAAAUGAUGUUUUGAUGUAUUAAAGUAU
This is a messenger RNA of Vigna unguiculata (cowpea), 1913 nucleotides long. Its product is annotated as transcription factor bHLH157. Lineage: Eukaryota; Viridiplantae; Streptophyta; Magnoliopsida; Fabales; Fabaceae. The record is from RefSeq and is a predicted model, not a curated record. Gene Ontology annotation, molecular function: DNA-binding transcription factor activity; protein dimerization activity. Gene Ontology annotation, biological process: regulation of DNA-templated transcription.